AGUAGUAGAUCAUCAGAUUCAGGAAUCUCAACACAAUGCUGCCGUUUCUCAGGUUUAUAAAUUCUUUUUUCCAACAAGAACAAUCAGCUAACUUGGCUAUAGAAGAGGAGAAAGCGAAAUAUCUGGCGAUACUAGACGCACCGGAUGAGACGUCUAAUUCGUGCGAUGAGGAUGAAUGUGACGGGGAAAAGUGACGGACCUCAGUGCUUCGAGGCCUUGGGGAAGGUGACAGCUGUUGGAGUUAUGGAGGGCGUCAUAGAUGGUCUUCAUAGGUUCCAGUUGAAAGAUUCUCCGCAUCAUGUGGAAGUGGGACAAACUGUCGAAUAUUUGGCUUAUCAAUCAUGCGCUGAUGAUGACUUGAUAGUGAGGAAGAUCAUCAGAAUAACGGACGAGCUGUGGGCGGGACCUGAAGAUGUUCCCGAGCAAGUUUUCGUGAAUACAGAAGAAACAAAGAAAAAGAAAAAGAUAUUUGAUCGAGAGCAAGUUUGCAAUGUGACGCAAAGGAAGGAGCGAGAAGUAUUCAUCGACCCCCCAGGAAACUACUCAUUUAAUCUUGACCAUGUCAAAAUUUCUUUCGUCCCAAUACCAGGUGACUGGUUGAGAGUGCAAAUGCUGGUUGAAGAAUCGGCAGACUCAUUGAACGGUUGCGGAGAAAUUUUGGAAAUUGUUGGAGUGAUGCCUCUUCGUUACAAAAUGGCGGAGGGCGUGGUGACGCACUGGAGGGCCGACAAGAAAGUGGGCAUCAUCAAUCGGGAGACCUACUUCUCUCUGGACGCCUGUGAGAUCGGCUAUAUGCCGGUAGUCGGUGAUGAGAUUGAUGCGCAUAUUAUCGAGAGCAACCAAGGUUCCCUGUCAUGGAGAGCUCUGAAGGUGAUACCUUCAACCGAGCGCACCAGCUACAAGCGCAAAAAUGAUUCCAAUUUCUGGAAGAGCAUGCUUGCCAAGUCGCAAGACUCCCCUAACGAUCUGCUGGACGACAAAUUUGGUAUAACCAUUUCGAAAAAAUGCAACUUUGGCAAACUCCAGUACGGACAUGAGAGGGAUAUGAUUGUGGAGUUGAAAAAUUCCAGCAAAAUGGUUCAUCAGCUUGAAAGUGUUGGAUUUUGUAAUAAAUUUCAAAGCCAGAUUAAGCUGAUUGAGCCAGUUUUCCAGAACAAUUUCCGGUUCCUUCAGAUCCAAACCGGUGAAACUAUCAAGUUUGUCUUCCGAUGUCAAGCAAAGUUCUAUGGAAACGCAGAAGAAUUGGUUGUUUGGAAUUUCCAAAAAUUCAAUAUUGGUCGUUUUUUACGUGUUGAAGUGGAUGACGAUUAUUUGAGGGAAGUGAAAAAUCAUAAAUACCAGAGAAAACCUAAGGUCGACAUCGACAGGGAAAAUCUGAUUCCUACAAAGCAUGGUUUCGUCGUGAAUGGCGUCAGAUCGUCGCAGAAAGCACCCUUCAUUCCUAUCAAGCUCGCCCUCUUCAAAGUUCCCGACCAAUUCUGGGAUAUAAUGGCCGACAACACUUGCACUUACCACGAACUCCUACCACGCCUGAUAUCGGCGAUCCCCUGCCUGGACAAACAGCUGACGCCAGCCAAUUACCGCGAGCGCUGGCACGCGCUGCUCUACGUCGAGGAGGUCAACUCUGUUCUGCAGUUGCGCUCCUACGAUAUGCGCCGCGUGCAGUUUCGCCCGAGCGGCGAACAUCUCGUGCUCGAAGUGCCUGGCGUGCAGGAGAAGCGACCGUCGCUGAUUGUCGGCGAUGCCGUGUAUGCUACGCCGCCGCUAGGGGCGCCUGCGCCAGAAAUUGGUAUCAAAUACGAAGGAUUCAUUCAUAAAAUCGUGCGCAACGAUCUGUACAUAAAGUUCAACCCUAACUUCCACCAGUGCUUCGACGAGAAGGAUUACGACGUCAGCUUCGUGUCGAACCGUGCUGCCUUUCGAAAGUGUCACCAGGCGGUGAAUGUGGCCUACAAGAACCUCACCACCAGUUGGCUCUUCCCGUCCAGUCUGAAGCCGUCUCCGCCUCUAUUCGUUCCUGAGGAUGACACUGACAAUGUAGAAGAUCAAGAGCAAGAGAGUGUGGAUGAUGUCGAACAGUCACAGUCCACUGUUAGUGAAAAUGAAACAAAAAAUAUUGAGGUCAAUGGGAAUUGUGAGGAAACUGUUCCGAAGUUGUCGAACGGCGUUGAAGAAUUGUUCAAGAAAGUGUCUCAAGAAAAGGAUGGUCAGUUGUUAGCUAGUUCUACUACCCAGCAGGUUGACACUUCCACAAAGUUGUCGAAUGGUGUUGAAGAGUUGUUCAAAAAAGUUUCUCAAGAUCAGUUGUCAACCAGUUCUCCGCAGACUGACAUCUCCCCAAAUUUGAAAGACUUGAUUUUCAAAAUGCCGCUGAAAAAUGCUAAUAAUGGUAACGUUGUGGCUAGUAAUAUGAAUGAGACUGAUAACGUGAAUAAGUGUAAUAGACUUCCAGUAGCUGACUGGUUGUCGAAAACGUCGAAAAAACGUCGCAACCUGAUGGACUUUUUAAACAUGGACGAGGAGAAAAAUACGGAAAUGACUGCGUGCCAAAACGGCAAUCAGGCUCCGCCUUUUCCCGGCCAAAUCCAGACUCUCGAGGAGGUUGAGAAGCAAAUGAUGAUGAAAUCCCCGCCGAAGAAUAUGGUCACUUUGUCCGAAAUCGAGAAACCUCUGCUGGACAAAUCUCGAAGUUUCACAGUUGAGGAGAACAGUAAGAAAGUGGCUUGGAAUGACGAUAGCAGCAUCGCGAAGAAGGCGGUUGUCAAAGAUGUCAAAGUGGAAGAGUGUCAAGUGAAGGUGAAACUGGUUUGGUUCAACACGCGGUUGAAUUACUAUCAAAAGGAGGCCGUACGACGUAUUCUACGCAAUGAGGCGAGGCCUUUGCCUUAUAUUAUUUUUGGACCACCUGGCACGGGCAAAACAGUCACUCUUGUCGAGACGGCUCUGCAAAUUCUCUCUCUAAGUACCGAGAGCAGAUUACUGAUAGCGUCGCCUUCGAACAGUGCAGCCGAUUGCAUCAGUGAGAAACUGAUUGACACGGGCUUUUUCCCGGUCGGCACUCUGGCCCGACUGUGCUCGCUCACCUACAUGUCGAACGAGAGGUGCUCGGAGAAGCUGGCACCCUACUGCACAUCUGCCGAGUUUCGGGUUAGGUCAGGAGAACAAACCUUCAUCAAUGAAGAUGGAUUGAGGAGUUCAACACGUCAGGCGUUGGGCAGGCAUCGUGUGACGGUGGGAACUUGCGUCACGUUGGGCUCUCUCUACAACAUGGGUUUUCCACAGGGCCACUUUACACACGUGCUUGUGGAUGAGGCAGGACAGGCCACUGAGCCCGAGAUACUCGUUCCUCUAAGUUUGCUAGACAACAAGACAGGCCAGUCAGUGCUGGUUGGGGAUCCACAACAGCUGGGUCCGGUGAUAUUCAGCCGGCACGCGAAACAACUGGGUCUGGGCACGUCGCUGAUUGGCCGCCUCCUCGACUCGUUCCCCUACUGCCGCGAUGCGCGCUCCUUCCCCACCACACACGGCUUUGACCCGCGCCUCGUCACGCAGCUCGUCGACAACUAUCGCAGCCUGCCCGAGAUACUCAAACUGCCCAGUCAGAUGUUCUACGAGGAUCGGCUGGUGCCGCAUGUGCCGGAAGAUGGAUUAGAAGCUAGCCUUCUGAUGCGACUGAAGGCUGAGCUGCCUCCUAGAAAGUCGACUGCCAAUAUCCUACCACCGGCGCUGGUCUUCCACGGCGUCAAAGGCCUCAACUACCAGGAGGACGACUCACCGUCCUGGUUCAACCCACACGAGGUGGUGCAGACCAUCGCCUACGUUAUGCGUCUCAUCAGCUACGGGCUCAAAGGCGAUGAUAUCGGCAUUAUCACACCUUACAAUAAACAGGCGUUCAAAAUCCGGCAACUGCUGACCAAACUGGAGCUGAGCAUGCCGAAAGUGGGCUCGGUGGAGGAGUUCCAAGGCCAGGAGCGGUUGGUGAUUCUGCUAUCUACUGUACGCACCACCCGAGACGAGAGCAACGUCAAGCAGCUGAUGGGCUUCAUCUCGUCGCCGCAGCGGCUGAAUGUGGGGCUGACGCGCGCACGCGCACUGCUGGUCAUCAUCGGUGAUCCGCACCUGCUGGUGCACGACCCCUAUUGGCGCACGGUGCUCGACUACUGCAUCAAACGCGAUGCAUACUGCGGCUGUGAGGCGCCCGUCGCUAGAGCCGACGACGACCGACAACUAGUCGACUAGUUGACAAACGAACUAGUCGCGCAACUAGUUGAUUGUUACAGUUAACUAGUUGAUUGUGACAUCCAUACUACCUGUGAAGUUCAAUGAAGUAAUUGAUUGUUAUUUGUGGCAGUUAACUAGUUGAUUGUGACAUCCAUACUACCCGUGAAGCUCAAUGAAGUUAUUGAUUGUCAUUUGUGGCAGUUAAAUAGUUGAUUGUUACAACCAAACUGCCUGU
Molecule: messenger RNA, 4456 nt
Organism: Nilaparvata lugens (brown planthopper)
Lineage: Eukaryota; Metazoa; Arthropoda; Insecta; Hemiptera; Delphacidae
Product: probable RNA helicase armi
Exons: 15
Coding region: 145-4239 (1364 amino acids)
Molecular function (GO): helicase activity
Source: RefSeq, a predicted model, not a curated record